Messenger RNA from Ornithodoros turicata, 3115 nucleotides. It is a transcript of the gene mri, whose product is annotated as BTB/POZ domain-containing protein 10-like. NCBI's taxonomy places the organism in Eukaryota, Metazoa, Arthropoda, Arachnida, Ixodida, Argasidae. Gene Ontology annotation, cellular component: cytoplasm. The transcript has 10 exons. Gene Ontology annotation, molecular function: protein binding. The record is from RefSeq and is a predicted model, not a curated record. Gene Ontology annotation, biological process: positive regulation of phosphorylation. The coding region runs from base 92 to 1414 and encodes 440 amino acids.
UUUGGAACGGACAGUUCUCCCUCCCGCCGCUAGGUAGCGAAGAGUCGCUUCAACCGGAGCUGACGUUUUUGUUGGGAAUGGUGUGCGUGCAAUGUCCUCUAGAAAGGGCAUCAGCCGUUCCAGCACCUACGACAACAGCAGCAGCGACACAGAGGAAACAGACAUCUUGCCUGAGCACCGCGGCAAGGAUAGGCAGAGUUAUGGAGGAAGUCCAAAGUUGAAGCCCUGCCUGGUAAGCAAAUUGGAAGAAGAGCAGCGGGAUUCUUCGUCGGCGUCCAGGAACAAGUCUCGUCCCUCUCAUCAUCACCAACAUAGUCCACGUCCGAACAGCACCAUGGAACGGAUGGGCAGCAGUAGUAGCUCCACGGAAGGCAGCCCCGCCAGUACAGUAACGGCAGGGGGCGACACAGGGGCCCUUCCAACGUUGCCGACCAGCUCGGACGAGAGAGUCACUAUCAUUGUAGACAAUACUCGCUUCGUCGUAGACCCUGCCCUUUUCUCUGUGCAGCCAGAUACCAUGCUCGGACGGAUGUUUGGUUCAUCGUUGGAGAACAACUUCACUCGGCCCAACGACCGUGGGGAAUAUGAAGUUGCCGAGGGGAUUUCAGCCACCGUCUUCAGGGCCAUCCUGGACUAUUACAAGACUGGCAUGAUCAACUGUCCACCAAGUGUCAGUGUACCCGAGCUUAGGGAGGCCUGUGAUUAUCUUCUCAUUCCAUUUGAUGCUCAAACCGUUAAGUGCCACAACCUCAGAGGCCUUCUGCACGAACUGUCCAAUGAGGGAGCAAGGCAGCAAUUUGAAAAGUUCCUGGAAGACCUGAUACUACGUCGUAUGGUCAUAUCAGCUCAGAGAGGAGACAGGGAAUGUCACAUCGUUGUUCUCCUGGAUGAUGACAUUGUUGAUUGGGACGAGGAGUAUCCACCGCAAACUGGGGAAGAAUAUUCUCAGAUUGUGCACAGCACAGCAAUGUACAGGUUCUUCAAGUACAUUGAAAACAGGGAUGUCGCCAAGCAAGUGCUCAAAGAGCGAGGCCUCAAGAAGAUCAGGCUGGGGAUCGAAGGUUACCCCACGUACAAGGAAAAAGUGAAACGCCGUCCAGGAGGUCGAGCAGAGGUCAUCUACAACUACGUCCAGCGGCCCUUCCUCAGGAUGUCCUGGGAGAAGGAGGAGGCCAAGAGUCGCCACGUCGACUUUCAGUGCGUCCGGUCAAAGUCCAUCACGAACCUGACCACAGCAGACGGUUCGCCGCCGGUGGCCGACCCAGUGUUGCCCACCGCAGAGCCCGCACAGCAUCAUCAGGAGCUAGGUGCAGUGGGCGGCGUGGAAGAGUCUGUGCAAGUGCGGCACACGCAGCAGGUUCUGCCGAAAGAGCCGUACCCCAACGUGCAGUUGCCGUCGGACGAUUUGCCUUAGGGGGGUUUGUGUUGAGGGCAGAUGUUCUGGUGGUAGUUACGGUUGUUUUGUCAACGGUAACUUUGUAGCCGAGUUAAGGUUGUGCUCUCUUACGCUCGUACUUCCCAAUGCAAAAUUGUUUAUUAAAUUAUUAGCGUUUAUUAAAUUAUUGUUUAUUAAAUUAUUCCCAAUGCAAAAUUAUUAGCGUAAGAUAUCGUCACAAAAAAGUAAUUUCUGCGGCUUGAACGUGACAACAGUUUCUAUGAAGGCUAAGAGAGUUUAGCUUUUGAGCAUUUUUUUUUAUGCAGGUUAAGUACUUUGCAUGAGGCAUUCUAUCAAUGACAUCCAUCAAAUUCUGCAAAUUCCAUAAAGUUCAUAUACAUAUGGGGGGGUUCCACCCGACAUGUCACAAAAGACUAUUAAGAAAUCGACUUAUUUUACGAUUAUGGGGUUAGUGGUAUAUGUUUGCCAGCAAACUUUUGCUAUGACCCACAAGCACUCGAAUCAAUUUUUGAUCGCUAGAAACUGAAUUUUCUGAUUUGGGCUCCGAAAUCUGUCCGAUCAAUAUGAUGCCUUUUUCCAUAAAACAGAGAGGAUUUUUCGGACAAAAUUUCGGAUUGACCCCAUCCCAUUACAAAAACGUUCUCUACUACAGUGGUAAUAGCUGAUCGAAAUACUGCAAAAAGGUGAUGAAGAUGAUGAAUGAUGACGUUCAACUCUUGUUCAACACUGCAAAAAGGUUUUUUGUUUCAAGACUGUUGGCUGCCCUCAGCAUCAAGAUAUUCCAAGAAGCACCAGAAGACCUCCUUCCUUCUCACUGUAUCAGCAGAAGCAUCAAAAAGGGAAGCUGAUGGGGAAAAGAAGCUGAAGGUCCGUGUCUGUGUAACUUCCCACCAGGACAUUUAUUUUCGUACGCCCUCAUAUAGCUGGAUGGUGCUCAAUAUGUUCUGGAACUCGCAGUGCUCCGGGUGAAGGUUUCGGAGAGCGAGGCGCAGUAUACGGACUUGCUCUACAGUGUUUAUAAGCAAGACAAAACUUUAUCGAGAAACGCCUUUUUUUUUUUUUCCGAACCAGCGUGUUUUCCAAGUCCUGGCACGUUUUGUGGGACCGGCUGUAACCAGUGAUCGUGUCGCAUGGGGUGCCCGACAAGUAAGGAAUUGUGCUAAUGACAUUAUCGCCAAUAUUUCGAGUACUAAGUCAGGUUUGCCCUCUGCAUUUCUCUCUUUUUUUUUGUUGUGAAUCAAAUGUUAAUAGUACUACAGAUGUGUUACUUUUUGUAACUUAAAACUACUCUGCAUGUUUGGACAUGUGAUUAAGUACUGUGGCAUUAUUACACUUGAGCGUGCAAUGUAAAAUGUCAGCUUGAUGGCAUUUUCACUGUCCUUUCUUCAUGGAGAAUGUGUGUUACAUCCAUCUUGGUCAGAUGUACUAACUGCAUGCAACAUUUGUGUGUGCAUUUUGUAAUUUUGUACAAGGUGACAUAACUCGAGCCACAAUAACGUUUUGAGUGAGCUGGUUAAAGCAUGCCCUGAAGAUGUCAGUCUGAUAUAGAGUAAUAUAAAAAUAUCAACGUUCUGAAAUGGUUCUGUUUGAGUUAAAAAUUUGAUUCCACUGAAUUUAGCCUCACAUUAUAAGAUGAGCCACACAGUUGGGUGUUUCCAUUUUCGCUUAAUCUUACGUUUUCUUUUCCUUAGGUCUUUAUUAAAAGUACACCACAGUGUC